This is a messenger RNA of Penicillium macrosclerotiorum, 555 nucleotides long. RefSeq names its product GFA family protein. The transcript is spliced from 2 exons. The record is from RefSeq and is a predicted model, not a curated record. The coding region runs from base 1 to 555 and encodes 184 amino acids. NCBI's taxonomy places the organism in Eukaryota, Fungi, Ascomycota, Eurotiomycetes, Eurotiales, Aspergillaceae. Gene Ontology annotation, molecular function: carbon-sulfur lyase activity.
AUGGCUAGAUCCUCAGAUAAAACCGACUCUUCUUAUAUACCCUUGGCUGGUAGCGCUGAAGAUGGAUUUUCCAAAGAUGACGAAGCCACGGCCACGUGCUAUUGUGGUGCUGUCCAAUUAUGCUUCCCAACUCAAGGUCCGGGAUUAGUCGACACUUUUCUAUGUCAUUGCACCGACUGUAGGAAGAUAACAGCGUCAAUGUUCGCAUCGAAUUUUAUAAUAUUGGACACACAUCUCAAACAUCUCCGGGGUCGCGACCAACUGAGCACAUACAGUCAAUCGAAAACUAUCGUAUCUGGGAAAGCAAUGACAAACUUCUUUUGCUCGAUAUGUGGUUCGUUGAUGUACAGGGUUGGUGAGGCAUACCCAGGAAGUAGUAUUUUGCGUAUAGGCACUGUAGAUGAUUUCAAUCUACACGAAACCAGGUUGAAGCCUAGGGUUGAGCAGUUUACAAAGGAUCGCGUGGCAUGGUUGUGUGGAGCGGAUGGUGUUGAGCAAGUUGAGGGGUCAGCCUAUAGCCCAAGAACAAGAAUGCCUCGCCGAGGAUCUCUUUAA